AUGUAUUUAGAUCCUGACACUAAAUUUUCCGAAAAAUAUUUCUUAUCUUUAUUCAAGCUUUGGCUGUUUGUAAAAAGAAAUAAAUCAUAUUUUGGAAGAAACAGGCAAUCCGUCUUUCCGUUUGCAGAACUUCCGUUUGUUCCAAUGAGAGAGAUUAUCCGUCUGAUGACAGUUCAGGAAAGAAUCAAAUUGGCUUUAACUGCACAUCAGAUGGAGAACUAUGUGGAACUAACAAGAAUCAAAGCGGAUUGCCACUACGUCUAUGUAAAAGAUAAUAAAUCAUAUAUUCAAGUGGAGGUGUCUGAAAGCGAUAGCAUAUAUGUAUAUUGGUACAUUUAUGAAAUGGAUUACCACGAAGCCGAUUGGGUCCGAGUUGAAGACUUGAUGACUAUCCGGAAUAGUUUCAGUGUUUCUCUGAUUUCAAACUAUUUCACUUGUGAUCAUUUGAAUCAGCUAAUUCGCUUCUGGUUCAAAUGUGAUUACUGUAUGUUUCGCCAUUUAACAAUUCACAUGACGGAUUCGUUCCUUGUUACAAGCAUAUUCAAAAGCUUGAUUUAUUUGAGUACUUCUCGAUUGGGACUUCAACAGUUCUUCAUAUUGAGUCAUCGUUAUGAACUCGUUGAGUUCCCAAUUUCUGUAAUUUCUUGGACUGGAACCAAUUUCAAAAUGUCUACAGUACCUAUCCAAGGAGAAUAUAAACAAGAAGCGAAGAUAUUAAAAAUUCUAAUGAGAAAAAAACAACUGGAAGAGGAACUGGAAAGUGGCUCGGAAUUUGAGAACACACGACUUAAUUAUGAGCUACAAAUAUCAAAGCAGCAAUUGGAAAAUCAAGGAGUUUUAUUAGUAAGCGGAACUAUUGUUUUUGAAAGUUAA
Messenger RNA from Caenorhabditis briggsae, 873 nucleotides. The transcript has 5 exons. The record is from RefSeq and is a predicted model, not a curated record. NCBI's taxonomy places the organism in Eukaryota, Metazoa, Nematoda, Chromadorea, Rhabditida, Rhabditidae. The coding region runs from base 1 to 873 and encodes 290 amino acids.